AUGAACUUUAUACAGAUACGCCGUUUAACAACAAAAAUUCCUAUACCACCAGUUUUAUCAGUUGAACGUGCAGGUACUUCAGCCGCAGAUACGGCGCGCAUCAAUCGUUUAAUUAAUUUUUACAAAAAAGUGCCGAAAGGACCGAGACCGAUCCCGGAACCCAAAAGUCUUAUUGACAAAUAUCGAGCAAAAUACAUUCAUACUAACUCUGCAAUGCCACUUGUUCACAUCAUUGCUGCGGUUAUGGGAAUUGGAUAUCUUCUUGAUUAUCAAUUUCAUUUGAGUAAGUCUUUCUUUGGUUUGCUAUUUGAUUUGAUACCUGUAAAUCGUAAUUUUGAUGGUUAA
This is a messenger RNA of Ambispora leptoticha, 345 nucleotides long. NCBI's taxonomy places the organism in Eukaryota, Fungi, Glomeromycota, Glomeromycetes, Archaeosporales, Ambisporaceae. The record is from the annotation of a GenBank genome assembly.